UGCAGUUGUGAUUGUUGGCGAAAGCCGGGAAUCACGCGAUAUUGUGCUCACACGUCGGGACUGUGGGCAAUUGCAACGAAUAUCCGAAACUCAUCGUUCAUACGAUGCAUUGCAAUACCCACUGAUGUUUUGGCAAGGAGACGAUGGAUAUUAUAUCAACAUCAAUAUGAUAAAUCCAUCGACCGGUGAGGAAACUACCAGGAAGGUCACCGGAAUGAAUUUUUACGCGUAUCGUUUGAUGAUUCGCCAAAAUGUUGACAACUAUUUGCUUCGAUUUCGCCGAUUAUUUCAGCAAUUUUGCGUCGAUAUGUAUGCCAAAAUAGAAGCGGAGCGCCUCCUUUUUAUCACUUUAAAUCAAACCAAACUACGUACGGAGCAGUACAUUCAUUUACGCGAUGCAAUUAGCACCGAAGGAAAUGCAUCUGAUUUUGGUCGGUUGACUACUUUACCGGCGACGUUCGUUCGCAGUCCACGUCAUAUGCAUGAAUAUACGCAAGAUGCAAUGACAUAUGUACGUCAUUACGGCCGUCCAGACCUGUUCAUCACCUUCGCGUGCAAUCCUAAGUGGAUAGAAAUUGUUCAACUGCUGCUUCCUGGCCAAACAUCAAGUGAUCGGCACGAUAUCACCGCACGUGUAUUCAGGCAAAAAAUCCGGUCGCUCAUGCACUAUAUUGUUGGACAUCGUGUCUUUGGGGAUACUCGAUGUUGGAUGUAUUCCAUUGAAUGGCAAAAAAGAGGCUUACCGCAUGCGCACAUUCUCAUUUGGUUAGUCGAAAGAAUACAGCCAGACCAAAUUGAUGACAUCAUAUUUGCCGAGAUUCCUGAUCCCGAAACCGAUCCAGACCUGCAUGAUGUCGUAAUUACAAACAUGAUUAAUGGACCGUGUGGCGCCAUUAACCCACAAUCACCGUGCAUGGUCGACGGCAAGUGUUCCAAGCGUUAUCCACAAAAUUUGACUGUUGAUACCAUCACUGGCAAAGAUGGUUAUCCACUGUAUCGACGUCGAUCUUCUGAUGAUGGCGUUAGUGUAUUAUGCAACCUCUCGAUGUCGGCGUUUCCAGUAUGA
Bactrocera neohumeralis is the source of this 1066-nucleotide messenger RNA. RefSeq lists its product as uncharacterized. NCBI's taxonomy places the organism in Eukaryota, Metazoa, Arthropoda, Insecta, Diptera, Tephritidae. The transcript has 3 exons. The coding region runs from base 125 to 1066 and encodes 313 amino acids. The record is from RefSeq and is a predicted model, not a curated record.